This is a messenger RNA of Hyphopichia burtonii NRRL Y-1933, 1122 nucleotides long. RefSeq lists its product as uncharacterized. The transcript has 2 exons. Lineage: Eukaryota; Fungi; Ascomycota; Pichiomycetes; Serinales; Debaryomycetaceae. Gene Ontology annotation, cellular component: nuclear membrane; nuclear envelope. The record is from RefSeq and is a predicted model, not a curated record. Gene Ontology annotation, biological process: lipid homeostasis; nuclear envelope organization. The coding region runs from base 1 to 1122 and encodes 373 amino acids.
AUGAAGUCAGUUUCUACACCCAUUAACGAUGUUCAAGUCUUGGAUGAAGGAGACUUGUCUGAGAUUCCAAUCGAGGCAUUCGAAAAGCAUGGAUCCACUCCAUCGAGUAAUAGUGAUGUCAAUAGCCAGGGAGGAGAAAAGAAGAAACUUCACUCUAUAUUGAAAAAUAGUCCCAAUAAAAGUGAUAACCAAAAUAGUUCAGCUACUUUGGCAUCAGUCUCGGAAUCUUUACUCAAAAAACACCCAGGAUUAAGAAUUGCAACCACAAAUAAUGGCGAAAUCAAUCCAGUGAAAGGUGCGAGAGUAAUUUUUUCACCAACUAAAGAGAUAUUAUCUUAUAGAAAUGAUUAUCUUAGUGAUGAUGAUGUUACUCCUUCACCACCACCUCAAGUAUUAAGAGUUUUUAAUAGAUUGGUUACUGAUCCCAAAAUUCCUUACGUUUUAUCGCUUUAUGUACAACUUUUUCUUAACAUUUCGCUGAUUUCUUUACUUGCUUACUUAAUAUUCAUAUUUGUAAAGACAGUCAGAUCUGAUAUUAAUCAAAAAAUUGAAAUGUAUACCAUGGAUGCGUUACAUGAAAUCUCCCUUUGCUCAAGAGAAUAUUUUAGAAAUAAGUGCUCAAUUGAAAAUGGUAAUGUUAGAGUGCCUGCUUUAGAGAAAACAUGUACAAUGUGGGGGAAAUGUAUGAACAGAGAUCCUCAAUUGAUUGGUAAGUCAAAGGUUACUGCUGAAACUUUUGCUGAUAUCAUCAAUGGUUUCUUAAAGCCAAUUAGUUGGAAAUCUCUUUUCUUAAUGACAUUUCAUGUUCUAAUAACUUUUUUCUUCACCAAUAGGGUUUUCGGUGAUUAUCGUCAUUCUACUUAUAUGAAUCAAGAAUCAGAAACAAAUAAAAUCAACUCUUUAGAGUCUAGAUUGUAUGAUCAAGAGCAACUUCUAUCACAAUAUAAGGAGCAGAAUGAAAAACUACAAGCAAAUCAAUCUUAUUACCAAGGUGGUAUGGAUACUCCCAGUGCUACUAGAUUGGAAUCCCCCAAUAGUUUUGACGAUGGUACCUUGGUUCGUUCAAAAAACAUAAACUCUUCUUUCCAUUCUCCAUUACAAAAUAAGUUUAGAUACCGAUAA